AUGCACAUCUCGUUUAUAAGGGUGUCCUGGAAAGACAAGGCGACGAGAAAUAGCAUUGCAAAAUCUGCACAGCCGGGCAGCGAAUUCACAGACAACCCGAACCGAGCUGAGCCAGACCGAACCGGACCAGGACCGGGUGGCGCCCGGCAGCAGGGAUGGCUUUACCAGCCCAACGCUCUGGAGAGACACACUAGCAGCAUCCUCGGCUGGGCUUCUGUUCUGUGGUCUCUCUCUUACUACACAUCUCCACUCCUUGUGUUUUAUCUCUACAGAAAAGGGUACAUCUGCUUAUCUAAACUGGUCCCAGUUGGUCAGUAUACUGGAACGCUGCUUAUCCUGUUACUGGGAGUGGCCUGCCUGAGAGGAAUAGGCAGAUGGACCAACCCUGAGUACGUCCAGUUCAUCACUAUUCUGGAAGAGUCCAAGAACAACAACAGUCCAGGGAACAAGGAAGGGACAGUCCCCAGGGGGCGUGUCCUUGCUGAAGCCAGAGCCAAAACACAGAGGGGCGACGGACAGCGGUCUGAACUCGAUGGGAAAGCUGCCGUGUCAGAUUAUCAGUUACUUGAUAGCUAACUCAUUUGGGCGGAGAAUGCUGUACCCUGGAUCGGUUUCCCUCCUGCAGAAAGCCAUGAUGCCCAUGCUGAACCAGGGGCAGGCACGCCUGGUG
Polyodon spathula (Mississippi paddlefish) is the source of this 670-nucleotide messenger RNA. RefSeq names its product phosphatidylserine lipase ABHD16A-like. The transcript is spliced from 8 exons. The record is from RefSeq and is a predicted model, not a curated record. Lineage: Eukaryota; Metazoa; Chordata; Actinopteri; Acipenseriformes; Polyodontidae. The coding region runs from base 1 to 576 and encodes 191 amino acids.